Molecule: messenger RNA, 759 nt
Organism: Diplodia corticola
Lineage: Eukaryota; Fungi; Ascomycota; Dothideomycetes; Botryosphaeriales; Botryosphaeriaceae
Product: carbohydrate esterase family 4 protein
Exons: 3
Coding region: 1-759 (252 amino acids)
Biological process (GO): carbohydrate metabolic process
Molecular function (GO): hydrolase activity, acting on carbon-nitrogen (but not peptide) bonds
Source: RefSeq, a predicted model, not a curated record
AUGCAUAUCUCCACAGUCCUGACCUCCGCGUUCGCCGUGCUGGCCGCGGCUACCCCGGUACCAAGCCCGCUCGAGGCCUUCAAACGCGCUGGCCCAGCAGCCGGGCAAGUCAUCACGAAGUGCUCUUCUCCAGGCAUGUUGGCGUUGGCAUUCGACGACGGGCCAUACCAGUACACGCAGACUUUGGUUGAUACGCUCAACGCAGCCGGGGCCAAGGGGACCUUCUUUGUGACCGGCACGCUUUACGGCUGCAUUUACAACCAAAAGACGGCGCUGCAGAACGCGUACAGCGCCGGCCACCAGAUCGCCUCGCACAGCUGGAGCCACCCGUCGAACUUCGGCUCGCUCAGCGCCGCCGACCUGACGACGCAGAUGCAGAAGCUCGAGGGCGCGCUCGUCAGCAUCAUCGGAAAGAAACCGACGUACAUGCGUCCGCCGUACCUCGCCACGGGCGGCAGCGUGCAGUCGACCAUGGCGACGCUCGGCUACCGCAUCAUCACCGACGACGUCGAUAGCGGCGACUGGAACGGCUACAGCGUCGCUCAGAGCGAGCAGCAGUUCACCAACGCCGGUGCUUCUGGCAACGGCCAUAUCCCCCUCAUGCACGAGACCUACCAGUCCACCGUGACCCAGCUCGUUCCGUGGCUGAUCAGCUGGGCUAGCCAAAACAACUUGAAACUCGUGACUGUUGCCGAAUGCCUUGGCGAUGCUGACGGAGCCUAUACGAGUGGCACUCCGGCUUCUUCACAGACUUGUUAA